This is a messenger RNA of Lactuca sativa (garden lettuce), 1855 nucleotides long. RefSeq names its product galactan beta-1,4-galactosyltransferase GALS3. Gene Ontology annotation, molecular function: glycosyltransferase activity. Gene Ontology annotation, cellular component: cytoplasm. The record is from RefSeq and is a predicted model, not a curated record. Lineage: Eukaryota; Viridiplantae; Streptophyta; Magnoliopsida; Asterales; Asteraceae.
UUAUCAAUCACUAUACAUUUUAAUUUUUCCUUUGCUUUUCAAGAGGGGGAGGGUCUGUGUGUGUGUGUAACAACUUACAACCCCUCUGUUCUCUUCCUCCUCGCCGGAGUUUGAACACAACAAUGGUGAAGGAUAAAGAUGCAAUUGAAAACCCUAAUCUUAAAGACAAGAAGAUGUUCAUCGGAAUUGUAUGGAACUGUGCGCCGGAGCUCAAACUUGUGCUCUCAGCCCUCCUAUUCUUCUGCUCCCUCGUCACCCUUUUCCAAUUCUUCCCUUCACAUCUAUCAUUUUCUGUACAAGAUCUCCGCAACUGCGCCUCCCUCCCACCACCGUCUUCCGCCCUCAAACUCAUCACCGCUUCCUCACCUCCACCGGUGGAAAUCCAAAUCCAGCACCGACAUGUUAAGCAGGAGGAUGUUGUGCUUCAGAAUGGUGUCGUUAAGAGAAAUUUCAACACCUAUGGCACCGCCGCCUACAAUUUCAUCCUCAUGUCGGCUUACAGAGGCGGAGUAGACACCUUCGCCGUCAUUGGCCUUUCCUCGAAACCCCUUCAUGUUUUCUCUAAACCCACUUAUCUCUGCCAGUGGCUUCCUCACAACGCCACCCAAAAUCAAAACCAGAACAUCACCGUUCCCGGCUCUAAGAUCCUCCCUGACUGGGGUUACGGCCGUGUAUACACCGUCGUCGUUGUCAACUGCACUUUUCCGUUCCCUGUAGGUGCGGAUGGAGGCGGUGGACAGUUGCUAAUCCACGCCUCCACUGGAGGCGGUGGCGACUCCAACUUCAACCUCACCGACACCAUUGAAGCUUUGUCCGAAACCCCAGGAAGCUUAAACCCGUUGCAAUUCACAGCUCCUCCGAAGUACGACUACUUAUACUGUGGCUCCUCGCUCUACGGAAACCUAAGCCCUCAGAGGAUUCGUGAAUGGAUAGCUUACCAUGUGAAAAUGUUCGGAGAGAAGUCACAUUUCGUGAUACACGACGCCGGCGGAGUACAUCCGGAAGUUAUGGAGGUUUUACGGCCGUGGGUCGAGAAGGGUUACGUGACUGUUCAGGACAUACGGGAGCAAGAGAGAUUCGAUGGGUAUUAUCAUAAUCAGUUCUUAAUCGUGAACGAUUGCUUGCAUCGAUACAGAUUCACAACGAAAUGGAUGUUUUUCUUCGAUGUGGACGAAUUCAUCUUCGUUCCAAAGAAAAGCACCAUUAACACAGUUAUGGAUUCGCUUUCGGACUACACCCAGUUCACCAUUGAACAAAGAACAAUGUCUAACAAGCUCUGUUACCUCGAUGAUCACGCUGGUAAAAUCUACAGGAAAUGGGGGAUUGAGAAAUUGGUGUAUCGUGACACGGUGAAAGGGAUAAGAAGAGACCGAAAAUACGCAGUGCAACCACGAAAUGUGUUUGCAACGGGUGUACACAUGUCAGAAAACACCAUAGGGAAGACAACACAUAAAACGGAGGGAAAAAUAAUGUAUUAUCAUUACCAUGGGACAAUAUCUGAGAGAAGAGAGCCAUGUAGACAAUUGGUCAACAAAACCGAGAUGAAAGUCGGAGGAACGCCGUACAUGGUGGACAAGACGAUGAGGGAAGCCGCGUUCGCGGUUAAGCGGUUUGAGCUACGGAUGAUUGGGUCGGUUCUGAUAAGAACGCGUCAAUAACAGUGACAAUGACAGAGACAGUGAAGACUGUAUUGUGUUUAGUUGUUUGGUUUAAUGUAUAGAUGGAUCUCAAGUGCAUUUGUUUUUGGUAUUUAACAAGUUAUAAGUGAAAUUUGUUUGUAAACUAUUUGUCCUCCCACUCCAUUUGUUUAUUUUAAUUAGGGUUAUAUAUGAAGUAUGUAUUUUUUUCUUGUUUA